GCUUGUUCCAGCCCUUCUGCUGAAUCUCUCAUGUUGGGAUGAGGAGAGGAGGGUUUUUCUAUCAAUGUUGUUGACAUAAAAAUACAACCAGUGCAAGCUAACUGAGUUUACAAAAAAUGUGCAGACUUCUUAUGCUCGGUUAAAAAAAUCUCCAUUCUUCCUCAUGUAAAUCAAGGCUUAGACAAAUAAGCUGUCUGGCUCACGGUCUCCAGCAUUCUAGAUCCAUACAGAAUUGAUUUCACCUAAUCAGCACCAUCCUUUAAAACAGACCAAAAUAAACCCAGUCCAACUUGGCAAAAAUGAGAUGUCAUCACAUCUGUAAGCUACCAGGAAGAGUUAUGGGAAUCCGACUACUUCACUUCUCUUCUGUGGUGAUCUUUGUCUUACUCCUUGUGGCAGGUGCUUUAAUGGCUUUGCUUCCUAACAUUAAAGAUGACAAAAUGCCCAAUUUGCGAAGGGAACCAAAAUCCCAGAGCCAAUCCGCCUUGGAUUCAUUUACUCUUGUUAUGCAGACAUACAAUAGAACUGACUUAUUGUUGAAGCUCUUAAAUCAUUAUCAAGCCAUCCCCCAUCUACACAAAGUGGUUGUUGUGUGGAACAAUGUUGGGGAGAAGACACCAGAGGAAAUGUGGAAUUCCCUGGGACCCCAUCCUGUACCUGUUGUCUUCAAAGUGCAGAUCGUGAAUCGCAUGAGGAACAGACUCCAGAUCUUCCCUGAAUUGGAAACAAAAGCUGUUUUAAUGAUGGAUGAUGACACACUGAUUAGUGCCUAUGACCUUGCUUUUGCCUUCUCUGUUUGGCAGCAAUUUCCAGAUCAGAUAGUGGGAUUUGUUCCUAGAAAGCAUGUUUCCACUUCUUCAGGUAUAUACAGUUAUGGCAGCUUUGAAUUGCAGACACCUGGAUUUGGAAAUGGGGACCAGUACUCCAUGGUUCUCAUAGGAGCAGCAUUCUUUCACAGUGGAUACCUAGAACUCUUUCAAAAGCAGCCUGAUGCUGUUCACACUUUGAUAGAUGAAACUCAAAACUGUGAUGAUAUUGUCAUGAAUUUUCUAGUGGCAAAGCAUACUGGAAAGCCUUCAGGAGUGUUCGUGAAACCUGUUGACAUAAGGAAUUUAGAAAAAGAGACUAACAGUGGUUAUUCCGGAAUGUGGCACCGAGCAGAGCACUUGCUACAAAGAUCUUACUGUCUAAAUAAAUUGGUUAAUAUUUAUAACAGUAUGCCAUUAAAAUAUUCUAACAUUAUGAUUUCUCAGUUUGGGUUCCCUAAUUAUGCCAAUCACAAGAAUAAAAUGUAAGAAUGUAUAAUAUAAGGGGUAUAAGUUACACAUCAAACAGUAAAUUCAAGUCAGUGUAAGUUAAAUGCUGAGGGACCAGAAGAAGGCAUGCAUUACUCCAACUUGUCCUCCUUUACACAUAGCCUCUGAAUUUUGCCCACAGUAUUUUCUUUCCCCAGUGUAAGUUAUUGAGAAAGUUUAAAGAACAGUGUGUGUGUAAUGUUCACUUAUCAUAAAAUCACCUUCAUCUCUUAAUACUUGAGAAGCUGUUAUUGUCAAAAUUACAGGGCCAGACCUUCAAAAGCAUGUGCAGAAAAAUGUACAAUCACUUGUUGCACACAUAUGAAGAACUUAAUUUCUAUUUCUUUAGAAUAUAUUUACCCAAUCAAAUGAUAUUUUGGCAUAUUUGUGUUGUUUAUAUAUAUACAGGUCUGUCUCAUCUUACGCAGGGGUUCCGUUCCGCGGUUAGCGCAUAAAGCG
This is a messenger RNA of Terrapene triunguis (Three-toed box turtle), 1754 nucleotides long. Its product is annotated as exostosin-like 2. The record is from RefSeq and is a predicted model, not a curated record. Bases 300 to 1295 code for a protein of 331 amino acids. The transcript is spliced from 5 exons. Gene Ontology annotation, cellular component: membrane. NCBI's taxonomy places the organism in Eukaryota, Metazoa, Chordata, Testudines, Emydidae. Gene Ontology annotation, molecular function: glycosyltransferase activity.